Atta colombica is the source of this 893-nucleotide messenger RNA. RefSeq lists its product as uncharacterized. The transcript is spliced from 4 exons. The coding region runs from base 66 to 701 and encodes 211 amino acids. The record is from RefSeq and is a predicted model, not a curated record. Lineage: Eukaryota; Metazoa; Arthropoda; Insecta; Hymenoptera; Formicidae.
AGGUUCUUCUUAACCUUAUAUGCCGCAGAAUCUGGCUUGAAAAAUUGAGUCUUUGGAAAUAUAAGAUGUUCAAAAAGUAUAUCUUGCUUUGUCAAGACUUCCUCAGUAUAGCUGAGCCUUUCAUUGACAGUAACAUCUUGAAUCAGCUGAAAUGUAAUUAUGCACAUGAAAUUGAUUCAAAACGUAAAUUGAGCCAGACAAAGGACCUCAAAAAGUUUAUCAGAUUACUGGAAAAACGAAAUAUUAUGAGUUACAGUAAUAUAGAGCCAUUAUGGUAUAUAUCAAAAAGAUAUAUUCACAAGUCUGAUUUAGAAAGCAAAUUGCAAGGUUAUGAAAGCUGGCUGGAGACUGUGUCAUCAUUACCUUUAUGUAAUAUAUAUCAAAGUGAAGUUUUAAUAUCAUUACUAGCAUCAGAAUUUAUUUGCUCAGAAUAUGCAGAAUAUGCAGAAUAUGCAGAAUAUGCAUGCAAUUCUAUGUUAUCUCAAUUGUUAAUAGAAAACUCAACUAAACCAUUCAGUAAUAGUUCACAAACAUUAUAUUCGUGCGCGUCCAUACACACAACAAAAAUUUUAAAAAUUUAUAUAUUGCAAUCCGACACUGAGCAAUGGGCCAUAAAUCUAAUACGUGCCUUAGAAAAGGGAAGACGGAGAGAUAUUAAAGAACUUGUGGAGGAAUUGAUAUUAAAAAAUAAGAGUAUAUGAUAUCAAUACAAGAUUUUUCUGUGUUAUAUUAGAGCUAAUAUAUAUAUUUCCUUUUCUGAAUUGAUGCUUUAAUUUAUCCUGUUUUCCAAUCAAAUAUGACAUAAUUUAACAAUGAACAAAUUUGAUAGUAUAUAAUAGAUAAUUUAAUGUACAAAGACAUUAUAUAACUAAUAUAAAUAAAAGUACGAAAGC